AUGCCAACAUUGUGGGAUACAUCCGUCGUAUUGGUACCCUAUAAUGGCAGUAUUCCCUACACUGACCGCGUCGACAAGGUAAUUGAAUGGCUAACGAUACCUGACCCAACAAAACGUCCUGACCUCAUCACACUGUAUUUCGACGAGCCUGACCACACAGGACACGGGUUUGGUCCUGAUAGUAAAGAGGUUAACGAGACGGUGAAGAUAGUGGACAACAUGAUAAAGAGGUUAAUGAAAGGUCUGGAUGAUAAUUAUUUAACCCAAGAUGUUAAUAUUAUUAUCCUGGCUGACCACGGAAUGGCGCCCGCGGGUCAAACACGCCUUAUUGAGUUGAACGAGUUGGUUCCUAAUAUACACAACAGAUCUUUCACCUAUACCGGGGCGUUCAGCAGAAUAGAACCCACAAUUAAAACGAAAGACGAAAAGAUGGACAUUUUGGGCAGCUUAGCAUGUAAACGGCCACAGCUUCGGGCGUAUGGCUUAGCAUGUAAACGGCCACAGCUUCGGGCGUAUGGCAAGACGGAGCUGCCAGUAAGAUUCCAUUUUGGCGACAACAGACGAAUUGAAACUAUUGUCUUGGAUCUUGAUGAUGGAUGGACGACCGCAAUUAAAAGCAAUUGGUCUUUAAAAGGUCAACAUGGUUACGAUAACUACUACAAAAAGAUGAACGCAUUAUUCUUAGCCACUGGACCAGACUUUAAGGAGAAAACAGAAAUAACAUCUUUCCAGAAUAUUGAACUGUAUAACUUAAUGUGUCACCUGGUCGGAGUCACACCUGCCCCAAACAACGGCACCUUGGGAUCACUGUACCAUAUUUUGGCUAAACCUCCGCCGUAUCCAUUUGUACCACCGAGUGAGGAACUAGGGUCUCUAAUCUUCAGGAGAAUUGAGAACUAG
Messenger RNA from Homarus americanus (American lobster), 900 nucleotides. Its product is annotated as venom phosphodiesterase-like. Bases 1 to 900 code for a protein of 299 amino acids. The transcript is spliced from 6 exons. The record is from RefSeq and is a predicted model, not a curated record. Lineage: Eukaryota; Metazoa; Arthropoda; Malacostraca; Decapoda; Nephropidae.